AUGACGACGACUGAUCCUGCUGCACCUCCAUGUUACUACAAUAAUAGUAUAUCACAAUCUUCAAUCACUUCUGACCGAUCUGAUUCGAAGCGGAAAGACUCUCAAUCUCAAUCAUCUGUUCUUGGACCCAAAAUUAAUGCUCAUGGACUUGGAUGGUUUGUGACCGGACUGUUCGUAGUCGGCGACUUAGCCGGUGGUGGUUUGGUUGCUCUUCCAACGGCCAUGAUUCAAUCAGAAUUCUGGGGUGGUCUUGUGAUAACCGUUGUGAUGACAUUGGUUGUUACAUACACCGCUUAUGUACUUGGUAAAUGUUGGAAUAUCUUACUUGAUCAUUGGCCAGAAUAUCAUGAGCAUUGUCGUAAACCUUAUCCAGAAAUUGGUUAUCGAGCUAUGGGACCGGUUGUACGAUUGUUGGUAUCAAUUUGUAUUGAUGUUACUCAAUUCGGAAUUGCUGUUGUUUAUCUUCUUCUCUCAUCCAAGAAUAUCCAUGACUUCACUAAGGCUUUCUUCGGUGGAAGUAUCAGUUUCUGUUAUGUCAUCAUCAUCUUGGCCAUCUGCUUAUUGCCCAUUACCUUCUUGAAGUCUCCACAAGAUUUCUGGUGGGCUGUUGUAAUUGCUAUGAUAACCACCUCGUGUGCCGUAGUUCUCAUUUGCAUUGGAGCAGGAAUUGACUACAGUCUUUGCGAAUCCCAUCGCCAUAUGCCUGAUAUCAAAGUAACAAACUUCUUCUUAGCCUUAGGUACCUUCCUCUUUGCCUAUGGAGGACAUUCUGCUUUCCCUACCAUUCAACACGACAUGAGAAAUCCCAGAGACUUCACUAAGUCCGUUAUGCUCGCUUUCUCAAUCAUGGCCUUCAUGUACGUACCCGUAUGCAUAAUGGGUUAUCUCGUAUACGGCGACUCUCUUCGUGACUCCAUUAUCCCUUCAAUUCAAAACAAAGGAAUCCAACAAGCAAUCAAUGUUUUGAUUACAAUCCAUUGUAUCCUCACUCUGACUAUCGUCUUCAAUCCUUUGAACCAAGAAAUUGAGGAUCUCUUGCGCGUGCCUCAAAAUUUCGGAUGGAAGAGAGUUGCUACUCGUACUACUAUCAUGGCUGCUGUUGUUUUCGUUGCGGAAAGUGUACCCACGUUCGGACCACUUCUCGACCUAGUCGGAGGAAGUACAUUGACUUUAACUUCCGUCAUUCUUCCAUGUCUUUUCUAUUUGUACUUAUCAGCUGCUCGUACCAAAGAAACAGUUACUGGAAUCAAAAACAGAGAGCCAUGUUCCUUCUCUGAAGUUUUCAAGUAUUCUCAUCCUGUGACACUCGGGGUUUGCUGUGGAAUUAUUGUUUUCGGAUUAUUAGGAGGUGGAGCUGCUACAUACUCAGCCUUGAAAGAACUCAGUACAACUCAAUUCUCUAAGCCUUGCUACGUUACCGCUUUCCAACAUCACGACACAUCUGCACAAGGAGAUUCUCACACAAACUGUUGUGGUGUUUAUCAGAACAUCUCACAUUCCGGAAUUUCAUGUUCAGCAUAUGAUAGGUUUUAUGCUUAA
Molecule: messenger RNA, 1539 nt
Organism: Auanema sp. JU1783
Lineage: Eukaryota; Metazoa; Nematoda; Chromadorea; Rhabditida; Rhabditidae
Source: the annotation of a GenBank genome assembly